UACUCCCACCAUUCCUAUGUUCACAUCCAUAUGUUCACAUCCAUAUGUUCACAUCCAUAUGUUCACAUCCAUAUGUUCACAUCCAUAUGUUCACAUCCCUAUGUUCACAUCCAUAUGUUCACAUCCAUAUGUUCACAUCCCUAUGUUCACAUCCCUAUGUUCACAUCCAUAUGUUCACAUCCCUAUGUUCACAUCCAUAUGUUCACAUCCCUAUGUUCACAUCCAUAUGUUCACAUCCAUAUGUUCACAUCCAUAUGUUCACAUCCAUAUGUUCACAUCCAUAUGUUCACAUCCAUAUGUUCACAUCCAUUU
This is a messenger RNA of Guillardia theta CCMP2712, 312 nucleotides long. RefSeq lists its product as hypothetical. The annotation marks the transcript as partial. Lineage: Eukaryota; Cryptophyceae; Pyrenomonadales; Geminigeraceae. The transcript has a single exon. The record is from RefSeq and is a predicted model, not a curated record.